AUGACUCGCACCGUGGACGAGAUCAAAUACGAGACCCCUUCUUCAUGGGAGCACAAGAGCUUGGACGUUGCCGAGGAUGGCAGGCGACUAGCUCCCCAUUCCGACACAGCUCGUCCGAAAGGCCGGAUACGACGAUCCAUGACUGCCUGUCACACAUGUCGGAAGCUUAAAACAAGAUGUGAUCUAGAUCCGCGCGGUCAUGCGUGCCGUCGCUGUCUAUCUCUCAGAAUCGAUUGCAAGCUGCCAGAAACGACCGAUCGGUUCCAAGACAGUGCUGCGAUCUGGCCAGACGCCACCUCGGCAAUUCCCUCUAUUGAGGAGCGCCUCACCUCCCUAGAACGAUCCAUGAGGGAGAUGACGGGCAUGAUGCGGCAGAUGCUAGAUCACUCCCCAGGUUUCGCAAAUACUUCAAUUCCGCACUUGACAAGAAGUAUCAUGACGGAUGAUACUGCCUCCAUGGAGGGAAGCCCGUCGUCUCCCUUCCUGCCUAAACCCGUUCGCCUCAUUCAGGACCUCCAGUCCGACUUCUUCGGAGAAGCAGAGACUACUUCUCCUGUUGACUCUCCCCUCUCCAGUGACGGUGCCGCCAAGGGCGCUAUCGACUCCAAACUAUCCCUCAAAUUGUUGCAAACGUUUGUCGAUCACUUCGGUGCCUGCGUUUCUAUUUACAAUCUCUCCGAUAUCCACAAUGACAUGAAAGCCCCCGACUCUCUACUGUAUAAUACUGCAUGCCUUCUAGCUUCACGCUAUGUCCCGGGGAUACCAGCGUCUGCUGUGCAUGCUCUAUAUCUUCAAGUGCGACAUGCGGUAGUCAACAUCUUGUGGGAGAAACCUCCCCUGAAGUAUGAGACCCUCCAAGCACUUGCACUUCUCUGUCUCUGGCCAGCAACCGCCCAGAAAGAGCCACCCAUGGACAGCUGGCUGUUGAGUGGCAUCUCAAUCAACCAUGCGAUUAUUGCGCUUGAGUUUAUAAACUAUGCGCCCUCGGAAGUUGUGGUAGACAAUGAAACGGCUGCGCAGCUGCGGCUAUGGAAUACAUAUUGCUUGACACAGCUACAUUUUGCGGUUGGCAAUGCGCGUCCAUUCCAUAUCCAGCAGAGAUACCUUGAUCACUGCCCACGGAUACUGGAACACCCCGCAGCAACCUUGGAGGACGCCAGGGUUGUCGCGGAAAUACAGCUCUAUUUGAUUACAUUGCGGCUCCAGAGCAAUAGCAGUCGCAUGCGGUUGGCGGACCUUGACUAUGAGGAAAUCGAGCGAUGGAAGAGGGAGUGGGCUCACCUUUUCUCUGGUGAAAGUUCCACUUUGGAGCUGAGCCUUUGGUUCUGCCAGACACUCCUUCACCGCACAGCAAUGAGGCUUCAGCCCAGAUCCGACAGGCUCGCAUCUGAGGUUCUGCAAACCUCACGUCUGAUCAUAUCGCGAUUCCUCCAGAUCCGGUACUCUACCGCAUUGAGCCUUGUCGACCAGGUCUACUUCAUUGUCGGCUACGCUGCUCUGAAUUUGUGUGAUUUCAACCUCAUGGACCCGCUCAUCGAGCAGGUGCAGAUGUUCCUGCUGCAUCUCGCGCCCAACGAAGACCACAUCGCAUACCGGUUUUCGUGCAUGGUCGCUGAGUUCAAGCGGCGAUGUAGCAGUGCGGAAUGCAAUGAUCCGUCGUCCACGGUCAAAGGGUCUCCGUUAUCAUCCUACGGCGACAGUCGUAAGAUGAGCAUGGGUCAAGCACCGUUCAUGCCACCGCUCAUGGAUGGCAUGAUCGAGGGGUAUGGCUUCGAGCAACUGAUGCCAGAAGUCAUGCCGAGUUCUUUUCCGGAUGGGAUACUCAACGGCAUGCCUGUGACUGGGCUAGCAGCGUAUCGGUCAGCGACGCUGUAA
This is a messenger RNA of Aspergillus luchuensis, 1875 nucleotides long. RefSeq lists its product as uncharacterized. Gene Ontology annotation, molecular function: zinc ion binding; transcription cis-regulatory region binding; DNA-binding transcription factor activity, RNA polymerase II-specific. The transcript is spliced from 5 exons. The record is from RefSeq and is a predicted model, not a curated record. Gene Ontology annotation, biological process: regulation of DNA-templated transcription. Gene Ontology annotation, cellular component: nucleus. The coding region runs from base 1 to 1875 and encodes 624 amino acids. Lineage: Eukaryota; Fungi; Ascomycota; Eurotiomycetes; Eurotiales; Aspergillaceae.